AGUGUAAAGCGCUUUGGAGUCCUUACUCUGAGAGGCGCUUUACAAGUGCGGGUCAUUUAUCAUAAGAGAAAUAUGAUGUGAAAAUCUCUUUACCUGCCAAGUUUCGUCUCCUGAUACCUUCUUCAUGGGCUGUUCCAAAUCCGGAUCUAACCUGGAGCUCAUCAUGUGAGAGUGGCGCGCACGUGUGUGUGUGUGUGUGUGUGUGUGUGUGUGUGUGUGUGUAUUUACAGCUGUUUUUUUAUAGGCAAUUUGGGGACACGUUGAAGUCGUGCUGAAAUGCCGGACUUCCACCCGGACCCUGAACGCACCACUGGAGUUUACUGUUUCCAUGGCAACAUCCGCGGCUCUCCCACCGGUCGGACCCGGUUCUGGUUAACUUAACUACUGAAUCUCGAUGGACCCGGACCGGGCCUCGGUGGCCUACGGCCGGCGGGCCGUUCCCCAGCUGUUUGAACAGCUGCAGCAACCGGAGACUUCCGGCAGACUGCGGGCUCUGACGUCACUCUGUGACCUGGUCCACGAGCCGGAGCGGUUCUACCAGACCAUUACCGGAGGAUUUCUGGAGCAGCUGAAGGUUUUAUUAGAAGAUCAGGAUCCAUCAGUGAGAACAAAGACCUGCGAGCUGCUUUACCUGCUGACGACCCGCAGCCUGGGCAGACUGUUCCUGAUCUCCUCCUCUCUCCUCCCUCCUCUCUGGGAGCUGCUGGAUGACUCCUCGUCCUCCUGCAGGAGAAACGUCUACCUGGUUCUGACCCAGCUGGCUGAGCUUCCUGCAGGAGCAGACGUCCUCCACACACUGGUCCCCAGACUGAUGCUGAAGCUCCAAGAGGAGGAGGAAGAGGAGGAGGACGAGAAAGUGCUACUCCUCUCCAUCCUCAGCAGCUGCUCCAGAGUUGACCCUCUGCCGACUCUGUCUUUGAACGGAGUUCAUCUCAUGGGUCAGAGACUGUCCCACCACUCCCUGGACAUCCGCAGGGAGGCGUGUGCAGUGCUGCUGGAGCUCAGCGUACCUGAGGACGGGAAGCGACAGGUGUGUGACCAGCAGCUCCUACCUGUCCUGGUGUCUCUGCUGCAGGACGAAGACGUGGAGCUCCAGACCAACGCAGCAGGAGUCAUCAUGAAUGUUGUGAUCCUCACCUCAGGUAAACAUCUGAUUCUGGGGCUGAAGGUCCUCCCCAUCCUCCUGGAGCUGCUGAGCCAGGAGGAGGAGGAGGAGGAGAGGAGGGGGAGGAAGGCUCUGAUCCUCUACUGCCUACAGACCUUGGCCUCUCUGGCUGAAGCUCCGAGCGGACGCAGAGUCCUGCUGGAGCAGCUCCCCCUGCUGGAGCGGAGGAGUCGGGACCAGGACCAGGACAUCCAGAGGGUCGCUCAGACCACCAUCAGGGUCGUGACCUGGACUCCCUGACCUCUGACCCCCGGGGUUAAAAUCAGCUGGAUACAUGAUUAAUAUUCUUAGUUUAGCUUUUUCUUUAAAAUUUGGUUUAAAAUGUUUUGGGAGUUUUUAACGUUAAACAUGAAAACUAAGAUUUAAUCAUAAAAACAUAAUAAAGUUAUUAAAUGUUCAAGUUUC
Molecule: messenger RNA, 1570 nt
Organism: Nothobranchius furzeri (turquoise killifish)
Lineage: Eukaryota; Metazoa; Chordata; Actinopteri; Cyprinodontiformes; Nothobranchiidae
Gene: rsph14
Product: radial spoke head 14 homolog
Molecular function (GO): protein binding
Source: RefSeq, a predicted model, not a curated record